Molecule: messenger RNA, 872 nt
Organism: Arachis duranensis
Lineage: Eukaryota; Viridiplantae; Streptophyta; Magnoliopsida; Fabales; Fabaceae
Exons: 2
Coding region: 154-711 (185 amino acids)
Biological process (GO): phospholipid transport
Cellular component (GO): mitochondrial intermembrane space
Molecular function (GO): phosphatidic acid transfer activity
Source: RefSeq, a predicted model, not a curated record
UCUGUUGUGUUGUGGAAAACAGAAAACUGUGGGCGGAGAAAGGUAGGAUGGAAAACAAGAGUAACAGUCAAUCUGCAUCUGCCUCUGGAACUUGUAUAAAAUUCAAUCUGUUGUGUUGUUAAGAUCGUAUUCGCUUCUCUUGCUCGGAGAAGAAUGGUGACAGGCUACAAACAAGAAUAUGUGUACAAGCACCCGUGGGAAAGGGUAACAUCUGCAUCCUGGCGCAAGUUCGCAGACGCUGAGAACAAGCGAAUUUUGUCGCACAUUCUGGAGGUUGACAUGCUGAAUCAUAGUCUGGACUCUUCCAAUGGAAUUCUUCGAACCACGAGGGCGAUAACGGUGCACUGUCCGGGGCCGUGGUUUGUGCGGAAGAUUGUUGGUCAGGAUAUGUGCCAUUGUGUGGAAUCAACGGUUGUGGAUGCGCGAUCUCGUUCGAUGCAACUGAUUUCCAAGAACAUCAGCCUCCAGAAGUUCAUAGAGGUUCAAGAGAUGACUCGCUACGAUCCGCAUCCGGAUAACCCUGCGGGAUGGACGCUCUGUCGCCAGGAGACUUCCAUCCGGAUCAAGCCUUUUUCGGCACUCGCAUCCAUGGCGGAGAAGGUGGAGCAGCGAUGCGCCGAGAGGUUCCUUCAGAAUAGUGGCAAGAGUAAGGAGGUUAUGGAGAGAAUUUGUAAAUAUCUUGAAGCAGAAUCUAGUGGAUUCUCCUUGUGAUUCUAUAUUUGCCAUUUAGCACUUUGUUACAUUAUUUCCUUCUCCUGUUUGUUACAUUAUUUCCUUCUCCUUCAAGGGAUGGCGGUGAUUUGUUCUCUCUUUCUUUGACAUGGCAAAGAAGCACUGUGAAAUGAUAAAUAAAUGACUGACCUUUUUGUUAA